Molecule: messenger RNA, 845 nt
Organism: Colossoma macropomum (tambaqui)
Lineage: Eukaryota; Metazoa; Chordata; Actinopteri; Characiformes; Serrasalmidae
Product: lactose-binding lectin l-2-like
Exons: 7
Coding region: 132-770 (212 amino acids)
Molecular function (GO): signaling receptor activity
Source: RefSeq, a predicted model, not a curated record
AUAUAAAAGUACACCAUUUACCUCAGCGCUUCACACAGAAAAAACAGAGCCCUUGUAAUAUUUAUUCAGCGUUAAGUUGUAAGUCAGCUGUAACUCACUGAACUUGCUUGCCUCUUUAUUUCUUUCAGCACAUGAAGAACAGAGCAAUGAUGGCUGGUCUUACUAAAGUGACAUUACUUUUUAUUGUCUCCACGGCAGCAACAGCGUUGGCGCGUGUGGUGAGGCCUGUAUCAGCUGAUUUUGAGGCCAUAAUAGAAGAAGCCAAACGGAAAAGGGACGCUACUACACAACAUGACUGCCCGCUUGGCUGGGUGAAGCUGGAUGGACGCUGCUUCAGCUAUCAUGCCAGCAGCAUGGACUGGGCUUCUGCCGAGAAUUACUGUCUAAAUCAGGAUGCUAACUUGGUCUCAAUACACAGUGAAACUGAAUACCAGUUGAUCAAAGCCCUUAUUCGUGCUCAUGACCCUGCAGAGAAACCUGUAUGGAUUGGCCUUUCCUGCUGUCAGAAGAGGAAUAACUGGAUGUGGUCUGAUGGUACCAAAUUAACUUUCACCAAAUGGAACCCAAAUGAACCCAGUUCUGAAGAAGAGUGCUGUGUGCAUAUGAAUUGGUCUGACAAAAAAGACUGGAACGACAUUCGUUGUGAAUCAAGCUAUCCCUUUGUUUGUGUAAAGUGGCCCACCAGGGAUUGUAACAGCCUCAAUCCAUUCUUUCCUGUUCAGAACAACUUUAUUAACUGGCAACAAUACAUUUACAAUGCCAAACAAUGACAACUUAAUGUAAUAUAUGUAUGUGUGUUAUUAAGUAUAAAUAAUACAAAUAAAACAGUUCACUGGAAAACUUAA